Molecule: messenger RNA, 321 nt
Organism: Aspergillus brunneoviolaceus CBS 621.78
Lineage: Eukaryota; Fungi; Ascomycota; Eurotiomycetes; Eurotiales; Aspergillaceae
Exons: 3
Coding region: 1-321 (106 amino acids)
Source: RefSeq, a predicted model, not a curated record
AUGAACGACCAAGACAAUAUAUUUACCCGCGACGAGCCUCUCUCCGAGCAAGAACACACGAUCCUAGCCAACUACGCCACCGAACCGCGCUACAGCCACGAAGCACUCGCUGACGGCAGACAUCAGCAACGGACGUAUUUUGACACCCCCAAAUGGGUCUUGAACUCCGGCCAUCAAGAACCGAACCAGGGCGCCGACCAACCCGGGGGCCCCCGCUCAUUGCGCCAGGAUGCAUCCAGACUGUAUGCCCCAUUCCCUGAGGGUAGUAAUGUGGGUGAUGGUGCCAAUCACGAGCAAGAGCAAAAUCGCUCGCUGGGGUAG